AUGUCAACACAAAAACCCGUCCCCUCACGCUGGUCGCGCACAAACGUCCACCCGCCCGCACAGAUAGAAACACCCACCUCGGAAAUCGACAUCCACGCAAUCCUCGCGCACGCAGCACAGCACAACCUCAAAGUCAUCCCCGCAGCAGGCGGGCACGGGACCUUCGUGCCCAUCACAGAGAACACAACCUACGUCGACCUGAACCCCCACUUCAGCUCCGUCAGCCUAGACGAGGAAGCCGGCACGGUCACCAUCGGCGGCGGCACGACAGCAGGCACGGUGCUGCGCGCCCUCGCCGCGAGGGGAUGGCUCACGUGCGUGCCCAACUCCAACGCCGUCGGCAUGGCGGGCUUCUGCCUCGCCGGCGGCAGCUCCGCGCUCAACGGGCUGCGGGGGCUGGCGGUGGACAACCUGGUGCGGGUGCGCCUGAUCACGGCGGACGGCGGGGUCCUCACCCUGACACCGGGUAUGGACGGCGAGCGUGGGGAGCUGUUCAACGUGCUCUGCGGCGCUGGCUUCGGCUUCGGCGUCGUCACGGAGCUGACGCUGCGCGCGUGGCCGGUGAAGGAGUUACGCAUGGACGGGGACAAGGUCUGGACGCGGAAGCUCGUCUUCGCGCCUGCUGGGAUCGCGGCCGCGGCGGGGCUGUUUGCGCGGCUGCAGGAUCCGGGGCCGAGGCUGUCGGCCGUGCUGCUUUUCAUGCGGGCGCCGCCGUCGGCGCCUAGGCCGGGCUCGCCAGUGGUUGUCCUCAGCGUGAGCUUCUUGGGCCCUGCGGACGAGGCGGAGGUGGCUUCUGCAGCGACGUUUGAGACGGAGUCCACGGCGCAGGCUGUUGUGGCUGAGACGGGGACCACGGCGGUAGGCGAGAUGAAUGACAUGUCGGAGCCGCUGAAUCGUCAUGGUGACUGGAAGGAGAAUUAUGCGGCGUGGGUUGACUCGGUACCAGCGGCGUCUGUUGUCGAGGCGUUUGAGAGGUGGGUUAGGUUCGGCGACGAGACGCCUCAGGCGAAGAGUAGUUACUUCAUCAUAGCUGCGAAGAGCACAAAGGGCAUGCUUGAGCAUGACGCCGCCGAAGGGAAAUUCUUUCCACGGGCGAUCCGUGGGAGGAAGAUAUUCGUGCAGGCCGUGCCAUGGUGGACGGAGGAGGGCGUAGAGGAGCAGUCCAGGGACUGGGCGCAGAGGAUGUUGAGUAUUGUUCGCAAGCAGGGGCACUCUGGUAAAGAUAGUGACGGGAUCCUGGCCAGCGAUGAGGAGCAAAUGAGAGUCACUGGGUUCGCUGCAAAUUUGAGUAAGAGGUUGGAUUUGAGCACGGUGUGGCCAGAACAAAUGAGGGAGGACAUCAGGAGGCUGAAGGAGAAGUGGGAUCCCCAGGGCUUAUUCUGGAACCCUGUCGUGGACGGCGUAUGA
This is a messenger RNA of Diaporthe amygdali, 1407 nucleotides long. RefSeq names its product FAD-binding domain-containing protein. NCBI's taxonomy places the organism in Eukaryota, Fungi, Ascomycota, Sordariomycetes, Diaporthales, Diaporthaceae. Gene Ontology annotation, molecular function: oxidoreductase activity; FAD binding. The coding region runs from base 1 to 1407 and encodes 468 amino acids. The record is from RefSeq and is a predicted model, not a curated record. The transcript has a single exon.